AAUCAAUUGAUCAGCGGUAGGUGAUCACCAUUGGUCAAAUAAUAACAUGUAGCGGCCACUCCCCCAGUAGCUAGCUGCUAUUCCUUGAAUCUCUCUCCCAUCUCUCUCUCUCUCUCAAUCUACACGGGGGUGCUCUGAGAUCACAAUGGCAAAGGGUGUUGCAGUUCUAAGCAGCAGUACCGGAGUCAGUGGCACCAUUUACUUUACCCAGGAAGGAGAUGGUCCAACUACAGUGACCGGAAAUGUCUCCGGACUUGCACCUGGACCUCAUGGUUUCCAUGUUCAUGCCCUUGGUGAUACAACAAACGGUUGCAUGUCAACUGGACCCCAUUACAACCCUGCUGGCAAAGAGCAUGGUGCCCCAGAAGAUGAGAACCGCCAUGCUGGUGACCUCGGGAAUGUAACAGUUGGCGAAGAUGGUACUGCCAGUUUUACUAUUGUUGACAAGCAGAUUCCUCUCACUGGAGCAGGCUCCAUCAUUGGAAGGGCGGUUGUUGUCCAUGCUGACCCUGAUGACUUGGGAAAGGGUGGUCAUGAACUUAGCAAAAGCACUGGAAAUGCCGGUGGAAGGGUUGCCUGCGGUAUUAUUGGCCUCCAGGGUUGAUUUGCUGCUCCUGGCAAAAAUCAGGCUGCUCUCUGUUUUCUCGAGUUAAAAACACUUCAAAUCUUAUUGUUAGCAACAACUGUUUUCUGAAUAAAGGAAGUGUGUGACGUUAAUGAAAUUCAUGGCCUCUGUAACUUGGUUGCAAUUGGUCCCUUCUCAGUUCUAUCAUUUUGCCAUCGUCACUUGAAUAUUCUGAGAAAGCACAGAAGUUUCAACUAAUAUUCAACACCUGAAUCUGUAAUACGAAUACCUAAAGAAUAUAAUCUGGAAAUUAUCCUUUACAUGA
This is a messenger RNA of Daucus carota subsp. sativus, 890 nucleotides long. Its product is annotated as superoxide dismutase [Cu-Zn]. NCBI's taxonomy places the organism in Eukaryota, Viridiplantae, Streptophyta, Magnoliopsida, Apiales, Apiaceae. The transcript has 8 exons. The coding region runs from base 146 to 604 and encodes 152 amino acids. Gene Ontology annotation, molecular function: copper ion binding. The record is from RefSeq and is a predicted model, not a curated record. Gene Ontology annotation, biological process: superoxide metabolic process.